GUCUCCUCUGGGUUGGACCUGCUGUUCCGCGAGAUGAGUGCCAGUACAGGAACACCGGCCAGUCAAGGUCGCACCUUCGCGUCGCUCAUGAAUGAGCAAUACAGAAUAACGAAACGGCUCGGCGGUGGGAGUUUUGGCGACAUCUACCUUGGUGUUGGUCAAAAUGGCGAACAGGUGGCGGUCAAGUUUGAGAAGCAUAGCACAAGAUGCCCGCAACUGCGACACGAGUACAAGGUCUACCGCGAGCUGCAGAACUGCACUGGGUUUGGGAGGGUGUACUACUACGGAACAUACAACAGCUAUAACGCGAUGGUGAUGGACCUGCUCGGCCCUUCUUUGGAAGACCUCUUCACCAAAUGCGGUCGUAGGUUUUCGCUCAGGACCGUGCUACAGGUUGCCGACCAGCUACUGGACAGGAUGGAGACGAUGCACUCUAGGCAUCUUAUUCACCGAGAUGUGAAACCGGCGAACUUCGUCCUCGGCCCUGGUCGCGGAUGCCAGACUAUAUUUUGCAUCGAUUUCGGGCUGAGCACGCGAUACCGACACCCGCGCACUCUGCAACAUAUCCCUUACAGAGACGGAAGGUCUCUCACCGGCACCCCAAGAAGGUAUGCAUCCAUUAACAACCACCUGGGUCUGGAGCAGAGCCGACGGGACGAUCUAGAGAGUAUCGGGUUCGUCCUGGUUUAUUUCCUGAAGGGUUCCUUACCUUGGCAGGGACUAAAGGCCCGCAACGCCAAACGAAAAUACAAGAUUAUUAUGGAGCGGAAGCAAGCCAUUAGCAUACAGCAACUUUGCCAGGGCCUUCCGCAGCAAUUCGCAGAGUAUUUGGCUUAUUGCCGAUCCCUGAAGUUCGAAGCCAAGCCAAACGUGCCUUAUCUCCAGGGUUUACUGCGCGAGCUGUACAAGGUGCAAGGACACUCGCCGUCAGACACCCCUGAGUGGGAUUGGAGUAAGUUCGAGGGCAGGUCCGGGCGUGGAGGGGUUGAAAAUAUCAGCGGGGAAGCAAUCGCCAUCAGCGACAACCCUGGUGAAACACACGUACCUGGAGUGUGGCAAGCAGUUCCUGCCGAGGUUAAGGUUAUCACGAAGGAAAAUCUGACACCUGUGGUCAGGAGCAAGAACGGAGAGAACCAUGUUGACAAUCCAGGCGUUGGCCGCGAGCACGACAGACCCGGGGCGCAACCGGCAGCGAAACGGUCGACUACUGAGGAUGAUAAAAAACGCAAUUCCGACAGCACGAGUGACAGAUGCCAACUAGAACCCCAGAAUGGAGAAAAUGACAAUCAAGCGACGGAGUUCACUAGUAACAGUCGGGGAAGAUGCGCGGGUGGCCGGAAUGCAACAAGGCGCUCAAGAGGCCACAGCCCUGUACACGGGACAGCAGGAUGGUCCAUGUGGAAUAUGCGACCCAAAACCUCUGGAUCAUUCUGGGGAAGAGGUGUCCAAGAAACUACGCCAUCAGAAGCGGGAAAUGGAAUGCCAGGAGGAGGCCAAGCGCAAGUAGCGGCCACACUAGGCGUUGCCCAGGUUGCUCAUGGCUCAUCUAGGAGGCCAUCAACGGGCGAACCGCCGCGAAUCGAAGGGGCCUGCAUGGGACAUGGUAUUAACUGGGGCACCAAUUCUGUGCCCGCUGAUGUUGCCACCAAGAACGCGAGGCCGCAUACGGCUCACGGCCUCAGAGAAUCGGACAUUACUAGGGGGCGAGGAGAUGCUGCCCCGGUUGUUGCUGGCGCUCGCGGAAUGAUGAGGUACCGCAAUGAACGUACCGGCUCUGGCGGCAGAAGCUUGACUGGAUACGCGUGCAGCGGGUGGGAUCCAUCUUCAUCAGGCCGCAAUGGAGCGAAUCACGCUUGGUCAGGCGGAGACGGCGGAAAUCGCCGCCGCGAUACCAUCCAUCGGACCACCAGCAUAAAAUCGACCGCCGUGCGGGCCACCGAGUCAACCUACUUACUUGGGAGGUCUUCGUACGCCAUUGGAAGAAGACAUGACAUUGCGUUGCGAAGUGCGGAGGAUACCAAAAAAAAUUUAGUCACAGCGACAAUUGCCGAGGGCCGCCAACGCCCGUCGUCAGCAAGGUCGCGUGGGCUGGCAGCGUCACCAACGUUCAUUCAUCCAUCCAGGAAACCAGAGCUACCAAUGGCCACUGCCGGGGAGUAGCAACGUGCCCGCUCUGCCCCCGUAGCCGUGCUACACGCUCAGGCUCCCGGGGCCUAUUAUUACACCAACGCCGCCUGUGUUUUCAGCGUGGACGCUUGGCGGCCGUGGGGCUGCCCAAGUAACUCGUCCCGUCGUCUCAAAUUAUUUCAGAAGGCGUGUUCCAUGGGUGAUUUAUGGCCGGGUUCGGGCACAUCUGCAGCAUAUGGUGGGCUAAACUCCUAAUGUCUUUGUAAAGCCUGCCCCAAAGUGUAGGACAAAUGCUUUUGUUCUUUUCCUAGAACGAAACGGUCAUGACCUAGUGAACCCGUUCACCCACCAACUCCGUUCACUCUUUGCAAGAUGAGUAUGUUUUUCACAUCACAAAAGCUAUUUUCGCUACGUUCGUCUGUGUUUGGGGUACUUGUAGAGUGCUCACCUGGAAAUGUCUCUUUUUUUGGGGUGGAUGUAGGCCAAUAUUGGUCGUCGUGAGCAAUAGAAUCUCUACACGAACGUAAUGGUAAUUAGGUCAAACGUAAGUACACCCCCCACACACUCCGCGCCCCGUCGGGCGGAGUGGGGGCACAAACAGAUGAUUACGAGGGCGAAAAACGUAGAAGAGGAAUGCAACAUAAGGGUGCCCGCGAUGAAUGAAUAUUGGACAGAGCAUUAGGGUUUUACCCUUCUGCAUACAUAGGUAAAAUG
Messenger RNA from Ectocarpus sp. CCAP 1310/34, 2841 nucleotides. The record is from the annotation of a GenBank genome assembly. Lineage: Eukaryota; Phaeophyceae; Ectocarpales; Ectocarpaceae.